Molecule: messenger RNA, 4577 nt
Organism: Chrysemys picta bellii (western painted turtle)
Lineage: Eukaryota; Metazoa; Chordata; Testudines; Emydidae
Product: poly(U)-specific endoribonuclease-like
Molecular function (GO): RNA endonuclease activity
Source: RefSeq, a predicted model, not a curated record
GACUGACAGUUCUGGCUAAGUAGGCUGUGGGAAAGAGACACCUCUUCAGUCUGAUCACUGAGCUGCAGAGUUUUGAGCUUCAGCUGGGAUCUUACUCUCCAGUGUGUUUGCCAAGAGAAAUAUAUUCUCUCAGCAUGGCUCGUAGGCUGGAGUUAAAUCAUGAACUUUCUAAACUUUUCAAUGAGCUAUGGGAUGCAGAUGUUAACCGCUUUGUGCCUGGGAAAGAUUAUACAAUUGACUUACAGGAAAAAGCAGGCUUUGUACAGCAGGGUAGCGGGGUUGCAAGGGACAGUGCAUCUGAGCCUCUGUUUCGCUACGUAAAUGAAGAGCGUCUGAAGAGCAUAAAAACUUUUGCAGCUUUUGUUUCCCUAUUGGACAACUAUGAAACGUCAACUGGUGUAGCAGAAGUUGUGACCCCACAAGAAAUGGCUGAAAACAAUCGUUUUCUUGAUGCUAUCUUAGAAACAGAAGUAAUGAAACUUACUCAUCAAUAUUUAGUUAGAAAAAAUUGGUCAAAGCCCAGUCUUAAUGAUUUCAAGUCUCAGCUCUAUGGCAUCUGGUUUCAACUAUACACCAGGGAAACAGGAAAGGGGCCUGAUUCCUGUGGAUUCGAACACGUGUUUGUCGGAGAAACAAAGCAUGGAAAAGAGAUUCUGGGUUUGCAUAACUGGGUACAGUUUUACCUUCAGGAAAAGCAUAAACAAAUUGACUACAAAGGCUAUAUUGCCAGGAGGAAAAAUAGCAGGCCUGAUGAAGAUGAUCAAGUUCUGAGCCUACAAUUCAGCUGGAAAGGUCUAGUAAAACCUGUGGGAAGCACCUUUAUUGGUGUCAGCCCUGAGUUUGAAUUUGCCCUCUAUACAAUCAUUUUUCUACAGUCUCAGGAAAAGGUCACUCGUGAGAUGGUGCGGAUAGAGGAGUAUGAACUACAGAUAGUUGUGUAUCGCCAUGGUAAAUACAUUGGAACAGCGUAUCCUGUCCUCCUUAGCAGCAACAAUGAAGAUUUGUAUUGAAAAGGGCCAAGCUAACCUGAUUUUCUUUUUGAGUUUAACUGUAGUUUUGUAUAAUUUUAAAUGUCAUGUUUGGAAUAAUUUCCUUUUGUUCUGUAUUAAGAUGCUUAACCUAAGAUGUGCCUUUUAAAGAAACGUUCAGUGCCUGUCCAGGCUUUGAAAUCCUUUUUAUCACCGUAACCCAAGAAUGAAAGAAAUUGUACUAAAGUGCCUUCAUAAAUCUGUACUUUAACUUCCUGACCAGACAACAGUUUUUUAAACUAUCCCCUAUUAAAAUGAAUAUAGGGUUUUGAUCAAACCAUAUAAAAUACAGACCAGAAUAUCCCAUAAUAAGUGAGUCUUGUGGCGUUAGUGUUGAAAUUAAGCCCUCUGUUAUAGCAGUGUAAAACAAUACUGCAUAGCUGUAUUUUGUGUUCCCAUCCUCAGUUAUAGGCUGAGAAAAGGAUUUCUGCCAAUGGCAAUCUGGACAAUUAUGACAUUAUCCCUCCCCUUCCCAACCAGCACAAGCCUUAUGGACACAGAAGGACUUCCUGGAAUGAAAGUCAGUGCAGCAUUUAUCACACUACAUCUAAUCACUCUUCUACAGGACAGGACACAUCUUAAAACAAUGAUUAAUGAAGACUAGCAGGAAGCCAGAAUAAGUUGACUGCCUGAAGCCUGAGCUCUGAGGAGACAGCAAAGUCUCUGUCAACCCCAAAACCUAUUAAACUCCCCAAAAAAACAGAACAGAAUGUGGCAGGGGAUGGAUUCUCCAAAAACAAUUUAAAAAUCAGUAGUAUACAGUAAGAGACUUUAGGCAAGGAAAAAUACGCCCGUGUCACUUGGGGUAGAAAUCCAAAUCUCAGCUGUACAGGAGGAGUCUCCUGAGAUAGUAACUACAAAUAACCUGCUGAAAAACUCUUGGCAGACAGUGAAACUUAGGAAAAGGAAGAUAGGAAAAGACCAAAGACUCUAGAGAUCCUGCUGGCAAUGGCAGAAGUGAAGCUGAACAAGAGAACUCAGAUACCUGAGGAGUAACCUAAAAAUUAACUAAAAGAGAUUUCUUGGAAGUCACCAGGAAUGAACAGUUAGCAGUAACAAUGUUAAUGUUAUAAAGAAAAUAGUUUGCGUUAACUGGGGAGCUCAUAACUCUGUGAUAGCAUGUUCUCUAUUUUAAAAAGUAGAGAAGACAAUAAGAGGGAGUGGAUUGUUAGGGGGAUCCCUAACAGGAGUGGAGGGCCUGGAAAAUAUAGAGAGGAGUUUGGAGGAACCUUUAAGAGUUCUGUGUAAAUCCUCCCCAUGUAACUCAAAUAAGUGGAUGGUAAGCUAUCCCUAAUGGUGUGGGUUAAGGUCCCAUAGGACGAGAAUGUACCUCCUUUGGAUUGAAAGAGAAGCAGUACAAGUGUUCAUGGGAAGAGCACAGGGAUUUGGUAUUAGCAAAGGGAUUUGGGGACUCCUUUAAAUGCUAUGUUGGUGUUUUGUGUGUGGAUUUAAAGUAAGAGGAAUGAAGGAGAGGGGAGGGAACUGACGAGGCAGGGGGGAAUUACUACAAGAAAUAGGUAGGGAGGUUUACAGAACAGAAACCAAGGUACACACUUGCAUACACAGAGUAAUAGGAAAUGAGACAUUGGCCAUAUAAGUGGUCAGGCCAUCAAACAGCAAUCAAUAAUUAUCAUAAUUUCACAUUUUCAAUAAACUAAAUAGUUAUUCUCAAAAGCUCUUCCUUUCAAAGUAGUAUCUUUGAAUGCCAAAGGGCUAACUGUCAUUAAAAGGAAAAAACAUGCUCAGAUUAUUCUACUUUGAGAAAGUUAGUUUCAGAAGGGACAAAUUAUAUAUAGAAAUAUGAAUAGAAAGCUCUGACUACAUUCCAGUAUAACAUCUCUUUAAAUCAAUGCUCACUGUUGUAAUGAUUGUUGUGUUCCUGAUAUUUUCAUAGCAAGGAUUUGUAAAUCUACUACUAUUUCCUAAUUAGUAUUAAAAAUGAUUCACCUCUUGGGCCAGUCUUCACAUGAGCCCCCCACACAAAAUCGAGAUGGACAAGGUACAAAACUCCCACUGACUUCAGUGGGGCCAGGACUUCUCCUAUUUGUCAUCCCCAAACAGCAUCUCCAUCAGCACAGUGCCCCCUAACUGGUUAUUGUCUGGCUAUACCGAAAGAAGAACAGGAGGACACUUGAUACGGUUUUAAUCAGGUCGCAACUUUAUUGUUAGAUGUCUGAGACUACCCGGCAGAUAAAAGUGUACAGUGCAGGUAACUCCAUGUUCAUUCAACAACUACUCUGUGGGCUUCUGAAAGCCCCCUCUUUUUCCAUUCAGGUCCCCCAGCCAACCCAUUGCUGAAACCUUACCAUACUCCUCCGAACGAGGGUUAAGGUGAGCUAUAAGAAAAGUGAGUUGGCACCCCACUCUGUGAGUCAGAGUAACACCGAACUCCCCCCCCCUUUCUGCUCCUUUAACCAACAUCUGCUUUUUAAGUCCUUUUCCAAGCCAUUUAGCUGGUCACUGUAUCCCUUCCCUAUGGAGUACCCGCACUAGGCGGCCACCCCACAUAAUGAGUUGCGACACCAUAGCCUAACACCUUCUCCCCUCACCAUAACAAAGCUCUCCCCAAUCCCACCGUGGGGAAGGUGAAAAAAAAGCCCACCCCGCCUAGGCCAAUCUUCCUUCCCAGCCUCCCUAGAAAGGAGCGGCUAGCGCGAUGCCUGCAGCAGGGCCUGAUCAACCUUUUUUUUUUGCCACCUCAAGGAGAGGGAGGCUGGCUGCUGCUCCACCCGCUCCCAGGAAAAGGGGCUUCUCCUGCUGGGCUUGCCCCUUUUGAACUCCCCCACCCUCCAGUCCCUGGGGAUGACUCAGCAUCGCCAAGCUGACCCACUCUCCCUUUUGCAGUUUCUGAGCCUCACUCCCCGUCCUGGCCGUAAAGCACUAUUCCCUCCUCCCCCAACUUAAAGGUGCAGUGUGGUUAUUAGCUUUGUACUGAAUCAGAAGGAUGCACAUAUAAUACCAAAUCAUCCCCCAAAGCCCCCUGCUUUAUAAGGCCCAGGAGCCUUCCCUUAAGACCAAUUGGGUAUCAGGUAAUCAGUCCAGGGGCACUGCCCCCCCCCCACUGCCUCUUAAAGGGUCCCUCCAUGGGUUAAUAAAGGCCACUUCAUAAUUUUAAUUAAAUGAAAUUCUAGUGUAGUUUAAAAUAUGUUUUUUAUUCAAUAGUUCUUAUUGCUAUACUGGGCUCCUCAGGCCUGGCUUCCUCUCAGUGGGGCUCAGAUGCCUUGCUGGGCUCCUUGGGCCUGGCUCCUUUCUGUUUUGGGGAAAAAAAUAAGUGUCCAAGCUCUCCCAUCAACAGCGCCAAGCUAAACAGGUACUCAGAGCAGACUGUGCAGCUCAGCAUACCAUGUUAUUUUCCCUCCUGUCUUACAUACUGUGAUGAGUAGUCAGGGGUGAAAGUAACUUAAAGGACUUACCGGUACUCCAGAGUCCUUGGGGUGGGGCCUCAACUGGAAGAGGCGGGGCCUUUAAAUCACCAUUGGAGGGGGCCCAGGCCUCUGGUGGAGCUUUAAAGGGCCCUGGGCUCGCCGUAGUAGCUGCAGCUGGGAACCU